Girardinichthys multiradiatus is the source of this 3572-nucleotide messenger RNA. Its product is annotated as ankyrin repeat and SAM domain-containing protein 6-like. The transcript is spliced from 18 exons. Gene Ontology annotation, biological process: innate immune response. The coding region runs from base 230 to 3010 and encodes 926 amino acids. The record is from RefSeq and is a predicted model, not a curated record. Gene Ontology annotation, cellular component: cytoplasm. Lineage: Eukaryota; Metazoa; Chordata; Actinopteri; Cyprinodontiformes; Goodeidae. Gene Ontology annotation, molecular function: protein binding.
UUGCCAGAAAGUUUUUUUUUUUUUUUGGGUUAGAUGAGUUGAUGAGAUCGGAAGUAAUGUGUUUGGGGAAAAAAGAGGAUUUGUUCUGAACGUGAAGGAGAAACUUCAUUUCACUGCGCGUCAUGAGCUCCAAACUUAGGCCAAGUGACAGAGGAAAGCAGUUUUCAGCGCACCGUCGGUGAGACAAACUACAGAAUAAUGGAGACAGGCUAACACGUCAAAUGAAGAGAUGAACUUCGGGGUCUCUGCAGACUCGCUGUUGCUUUUACGUGCCUGCGAUGACGGGGACUACGAGACGGCCCGGGGUCUCCUGGAGCCCGGCGCCCCGAGAGAGUCGGGUCGGCAAAGCAGGAUGCGGUCAGAAGCGGGCUCGGAGUGCGCGGCUCCGGACGGGGUGUCCCUGGUAUCGGUGGACUGCACGGAUGAGGAGGGAAACACCGGCCUGCAGUUCGCCUCGGCCAGCGGCCACGAGAACCUGGUGCGGUUCCUGCUGCGGAAGGGCGCCUCAGUGGACAGCCGCAACAACUACGGCUGGACCCCGCUAAUGCAGGCUGCGAGGUUUGGCCACCUGACGGUUGCCCACAUCCUCCUAGAGAACGGUGCGGAGAUAAAUGGCCGCAACAGGUUAGGCGCGAGCGUUCUGUCCAUGGCGGCCCGUGGAGGCCACGUUCAUGUGGUCAAGUUGCUCCUGGAGAGCGGGGCCUACGUCGAUGACUUCGAUCACCUGGCUGUGGCGGCAGACGCCAUCUCUAAUGGCAACAACAACAACAGCUGCAGCACAACUGGGUUUGGACCUGCUGAGGGCUAUCCAGUGGGAGGAGGAGGAGGCGGCCGGGAUUUCAUGGAUGUCACUGCUCUGAUGGUGGCGUCCCAGCAUGGUCACGAAGCCACUGUCUGCCUGCUGCUAGAGUGGGGCUCUGAUGUCAACUUUUCCCAGAAGACUACUGGCUGGGGACCGUUGAUGGCAGCCACGCUCAGUGGGAAGGAGGCUGUAGCCCAGCAGCUGGUGGAGCGUGGGGCGGAUCCAGACCGGGUCAAUGUUCUGUCCAAGACAUCCUUUGAACUAGCCAUGCAGCUGAAACAAAGAGACAUCAAGGCUUAUCUGGACUCUAUUACCACCGUCAGACCUCAAACAGAUGAUGAGAGAAAACGGCCAGACGUGUUCAGUGCUCUCAAACUGGGAAAUUCCCAGCUUGUUAAAGACAUCUUGGAGGAAGAUCCAGGUCAGGUAAAUUCAUUCAAUCAGGAUGGAGCGUCGCCCCUCAUGAUGGCAGCGGUGAGCGGGCAGUUGGAGGUGGUGCAGCUGAUGGUGGAAAAGAAAGCCGACGUAGACAAACAGGACUCUGUUCACGGCUGGACCGCUUUAAUGCAAGCCACGUAUCACGGCAAUAAAGACAUUGUCAAGUACCUGCUGAGUCAAGGAGCCGACGUCAACCUUAGAGCUAAGAAUGGAUACACUGCCUUUGAUCUGGUUAUGCUGCUCAAUGACCCAGACACUGAGCUGGUCCGUCUCUUAGCAUCGGUCUGCAUGCAGGUAGACAAGGACAAACCCAAACAGCGUGGCAGAGCUUUAAUCAGCCGCUCCAAAAGCAGACAGUCUCUCAACAACAUCCCCAUGCCACCUGAUGACAAGGGAGGCCUCAAGUCCUGGUGGAGCAGGAUGUCCAAUCGCUUCCGGAGGCUAAAGCUGACUCACACCCUGAGGCACGGCCUCUCGACCAAUCGUCUGGCUCCGUUUCCAGACGAUGCUGAAACCCCGCUGGAUGCCACGAUGAGGGCGGAUGCGAAGGCCACGGCUGUGGCGAAUGGGACGGCGGGCGCUACUGCUGUCCCAGGAGUGAACGACAUGAGCACCGCAUGGGCUGUCAAGACCAAAGAUGCUGCAGGUCACUGCAGAACAUCGUCAGAAAAAGAGGACUCACUAAUAACCACAAUGCUGAGAAGCGGCGCUCCUCUGACCCGGUUGCCAAACGACAAACUGAAAGCAGUGAUUCCUCCAUUCUUGCCUCCGUUCAACUUUGAGCCAUGGAACUCCGACCGCUCGCACCUCCUCAGAGAUGGAAAGAGCGAAGCGCCCCGUCUGCCGAUGCCUCCUCAAAGAAAACUCAACAGCAGUGGGAACUCUGAUAUUACGUCCAUCAGUCGUGUUGUUAACAGGUCCAUUAAGUUUCCGAGCAUCCCUAAAGGACCUUCCUCAUCGUCACCCUCAAAUUCUGGUCACUACCACUCCCCCCACUCCUCUGGGGGAUCGAAUGGAGUAGCAGGGAUCAACCGGGACUCUCACAAUCGCUCAGGGGGCAGCGCAGACAGUGUUCUCUCACAGAUAGCCGCCCAGCGUAAAAGAGCUGCUGGGCUGAUAGAGGUGAAGACCCAAACAGCAGAGAAACAGCAAAGCCCACCUCCUCUGCCAGCUUCAACACCUGUCAGCCUGCCUGACAUCCCCUCCAUCCCCAGCUUGGUCGCCUCGGACCUCCACUCCAGAAGGAAGAUUGAUCUGAAAAAGAGAUCACAAUCUGGGAAUUCGUCCACUUCCAAGAGCACAUCGCCCACUUUAACCCCUUCUCCAUCCCCGACACCAAAGAUCCCUCCUGGCCCAGGGGACUCUCUGUCAUCAGCUUCGUCUCACCCGUGCUCCAAGAGCAGCGGGGGCUCCAGCAGCGGCACCAUCACAGACGAAGAUGAGCUGUCUAGUAUUCUGAAGAAACUGUCUCUUGAGAAAUAUCAGCCUAUAUUUGAGGAGCAGGAGGUGGACAUGGAAGCAUUCCUGACUCUAACAGAUGGAGACCUGAAAGAGCUGGGGAUCAAAACAGAUGGCCCCAGGCAGCAGAUCCUAGCAGCCAUAUCUGAACUCAAUGCUGGAAAGGGUCGAGAGAGGCAGAUCCUUCAAGAGACCAUCCAUAACUUCCAGUCGUCCUUCGGUAGCAGCGCCAGUAACCCGAGGCCACCCGGCCAGUCUCGGUCUCCAACGACUUGGAUGAGACACCAGGUUCGUUCCUCCAGCAAAAGAUAACCUCAUCUACACUGAUGCCCUCAAGGAAGUACUCCAAAGGCACCUCCAGUAAGAGCUUGCAUGUUGAUGACUUCCUGCUAAAGUAUGGAGGUUCCUGAACGGCAACAAAAAUAAGAGCAAGAGAGCAGUGAUGCGAAACAGCCAAGCUCGCCUGUUUGAAGUGCCUUUAUUGGACACAGCUGGACCAAAUCAUCUUCCUGUUUUGGAUUGGGAAGCAGGGGAGCUCACACUGCCUUCACUGAAGCAAGGGCUGCUUGGGAAACAGGAAAUGGAAAAAGGCAACAAGUAGUAUUAAGACAAAAACCUGAGGUACACCAUAAAGGAACUGACCAUUUGUGAUUAAAAAUAUGAAAUGCAACAAGUAUAAAAGCAUCAUUUUAAGUAAAACGUGAACUGAUUGUGUGUGUAGAAAUAAAUGCUGGUUGGAUUGCCUGUUUUUGUAAUUAAAAAUAUGAGAUGCAACAAGUAUAAAAGCAUCAUUUUAAGUAAAACGUGAACUGAUUGUGUGUGUAGAAAUAAAUGCUGGUUGGAUUGCCUGUUUUUGGCUGAAAUGAAUGAGAUG